Molecule: messenger RNA, 9345 nt
Organism: Anthonomus grandis grandis
Lineage: Eukaryota; Metazoa; Arthropoda; Insecta; Coleoptera; Curculionidae
Product: CUGBP Elav-like family member 2
Exons: 9
Coding region: 751-2253 (500 amino acids)
Biological process (GO): mRNA splice site recognition; regulation of alternative mRNA splicing, via spliceosome
Cellular component (GO): ribonucleoprotein complex; cytoplasm; nucleus
Molecular function (GO): mRNA 3'-UTR binding
Source: RefSeq, a predicted model, not a curated record
GUGCAGUGCGAGGCGUCCAGACGAACGGUAUGAUGUGCGUCGCGACGAUGCCGGGAAAAAGGACGCUGAACAGAACGUGGAUGAUGUUCAUGCCACGACGACGGACAACACGGCUUUUUUAUUUUAAAUCGACACACGGCGGCAACCAUCGGGCAUUCUCAUAAAACUGUGUGACAAGACGUCUCUGUAAUUUAAGUUUUCAAUUUUAUAAAAGUGAUUUAUCAGUUUUAAAUUAGUGUGCCAAUUCGGCUUGUUUUUAACAAAUUGAAUGGAAAAAUUACGUCUUAUUGAGGCUUUUAUUUAGACACCAUCAAAUCCUUAAUGCGCAGUAGAUUUAUUGUAGACUCGUUUUAUGUUAUCUAUUGUCAGGUGCGCAUUGUUUAUUGCUAUGAACUUGCCAAUGUCAGUUAAAUCUAUAUUCAAGUGAAUUGUGACUGAUGGAGUUUGGUGAUUGGAAGCUGUGUAUAGAAUAUUAGGUUUAAAUUCCAGAGUUCCAUAAUAUAGAAAACACACAAAAAAAAAGACAGAGCCGCAGCCUCGGUGCUGGUAAACACUACCAUAUUAUCAGUACGUACUAUGUACACAGCGAGAAAGAUCAACAUUGAAGAUUCGUCAUGCAUCGCUGAUAACAGGUGGCUUAUCUUAUCUGAACGCGCGAACUAAUUUUUAUCAUCGUGUUAACGGUACAAGUGAUAAAAAUAAAAGAUUGAAGACAUUAAUUUCUAGUUUCGUGAAAAGAGGAUAUCGAGCAUGUUGCACUCGUUAGACGCGUUGGCUGGAAAGUUAUCCCCAGGAGGGUCUAGUGUUCAGGGUAGUUCGCAGACUAGUUUAUUGGAUACAAACGCAAAUAGGGUCCAUCCCUACCUGAAACAAACUGGCGCAGGGAGUUCUACAAGUUCGAUCGCAAUGAACAACAAUAACAGCACACAGGCGAACAACAACAAUAACAGCAACAACAACAACAACAACAUUCUCGAGAGCCGCGAACGUAACAUAAAAAUCGAAGAACAGGAACAACCAGAUCCAGAUACGAUAAAAAUGUUCGUUGGCCAAGUGCCGCGGUCGAUGGACGAGAGCGAUUUGAGAAAUAUGUUCGAAGUUUACGGACGGGUACAUUCAAUUAACGUUUUGAGAGACAAAGCGACUGGAGCGAGUAAAGGAUGUUGCUUCGUAACAUAUUUUACUAGGAAAGCUGCCCUCUUAGCUCAAGAUGCCUUACACAAUGUGAAGACUCUAAAUGGGAUGCAUCAUCCAAUCCAAAUGAAGCCAGCGGAUAGUGAGAACAGAAACGAAAGAAAAUUAUUCGUCGGAAUGCUGAGCAAGAAGUUUUGCGAAAAUGACGUGCGUGCGUUGUUUACCGGCAUCGGAACAAUCGAGGAGUGCACAGUGCUCAGAGACACCGCAGGUAACUCACGGGGAUGCGCGUUCAUAACAUUUAGUAACAAACAAGCCGCACUAUUAGCAAUUAAGAACCUCCACCAAUCUCAAACGAUGGAGGGUUGUUCAGCCCCUCUAGUAGUGAAAUUCGCGGACACACAAAAAGAAAAAGAACUGAAAAGACAGCAACAAAUGCAAGCUAACAUGUGGAACGCUUUGACCGCUCCAACACUAGCCACGCCACCUCAACAAUACAGUCCAGUUUUACCAUCCGAGCCCACUUCUUUGCAGUUGCUACAAGCCAUGGGCGGUUCCGCGUUGCUACAACAGCAACUGUUAACGAACUCAGAAAAUUUACUAGCACCAAUUGGUGUUCAAAAUCUAGUGACUCUGGCGGCUAUGUCGCAGCCAGCUACGGCUGCUACGACACCGUUGUGUAUGGCAAAUCUGUUGGGAAAAGGUGCGGGAGUGGAAAGGACACUUACGGCAGCUGGUCUGCCGUCCACGUUGGGUACCACACCCGAUCUAAGUGCAUACGGGUCCUUGAUUACAAAUGCUACUUUGAACGCAGCAGCUAUUGCAGCAGCCGGUAAACAGAUAGAAGGUCCAGAAGGUUGCAACCUAUUUAUCUACCACCUGCCUCCAGAGUUUACUGAUACCGACCUGGCAUCCACGUUCCUACCAUUUGGCCCAGUUAUUUCGGCCAAGGUGUUCAUAGACAAACAUACCAACUUAUCAAAGUGUUUUGGGUUCGUGUCCUUCGACAACGCCAAUUCGGCCCAACAAGCGAUCGCAGCUAUGAACGGGUUCCAGAUUGGUACCAAAAGGCUCAAGGUCCAACUAAAGCGAGCCAAGGAGGCGGCAAAACCGUAUUAACCAAAGAUAUAGUAGGUUUAUUACACAAUUUAUUUUAUGGGUUAGAUAAAUGGGUGGUUUGGAGAUAGAAAUUUAUUAGAACAUAUCGUAACCUCUUAAUGACCAAGACGUUUGUUUUUUGUAAAAAGGAAAAUAUUUAGGUGUAAUUUUACUGAGGCAACUUUACUCGUUAUACUGAAUUUGUUUCGUUGAUUUUGCUUUAAUUUGUUUUUUAUAGGAUGACCUUUUAACUUCUAUAAUAACUUAAUUGCUCACCCAGCUGAUUAAUCUUUUUGGUAACAUAUCUUUUGUAAAUAUGAAUAGGUUAAAAACAGUAUUGCAAAUAUAUGAUCUUUAAGCAUACGUACAAUUUCUGGAGUAAAUAUAUUUGAGGUAUAAUAUACUCAAUAAUUAUCCAUGAAGUCUUAAGAAUAAAUAUGGUGAUUCUUCUUAACUUAAAAAUGUCAUUCUAUACUAAACAAGUUUUUCAAGGUUCAUUCGGUUAUAAAUGUUUUUAAAGUAAAGUAGCAAAAUUUAAAAUAACUGCUUAAGCAGAACCGAAACUUUGUAAUUAUAAUUGUCGGAAGUGCUUACAUAAUACGGUAACGUUUUAGGAUAUACAUACUUAAAAUAUAGAAUUUAAUAUCUUAUAGAUGUAAACGUAAUUGCGCGAUUAUUUGCGUAAGUAACACGUUUCUGCCUCCAAACUUUGCCGUAUAUCUCUUUAAGGCGAUUCUUAGUAUAAGUUUAGUUUAAAUUUAACGAUAUAUAUAUUUUACUAUAUAAGCUUAUAAAUUAAACUAAACCUCUACAAUAAGAUAUCCCAUUAAAUAUCUAAUUAUGCGGGAAUGAUUUUUUUAAAUUUUUCUUUCAUAUCUGUUAUUAAUUGUUUUUUCUGUAUUUACUGCGUAUUUUUCAUAUUAACGGAAAUUUAUUUGUAUGCGAUGCACUGAAAACGAUAUUUUAACAUUUCCCUAAAUAGUCCAAAAUGACAUUUUUUUUGUCGCUUUAACGGAAACUUAACUCGUAAUAAAAUGUAAUUUUAUAAUUUUUUUUUGAUGUGAUCUGCUUUCUGAAAGGUUAAAGAGGUCACAAAUUUCCUAAAAUUUCAAUUUUUCUGGCUUCAAUGGUAUUUUUGACAUAAAAUUUAUUGUUGAGUUUUUAAUUACUUUUAAAAUCUGUACAAAAUUAAAAUUUUCUUAAUAAUUUUUUUUGAACUUUGCAAAAAUUCUACCUAUUAUUGAAUUUUUAUUCAGGAGGAAAUGGCAAAGCAAGCAAAAAUAACUUAUUGCUGAAUUUCGCUCUUAUUUUUACCUUUUACUGUAACAUUUGAAAAUCAAGUCAUAUUUCAAUCUAGAAAAUAUAGAAACUUUCUAUUUUCGUAAUUCAGUAUUCGAAAUAUUACUAAUAAAACUAUGCAUAGAGGUCUAGAAAUAAAUUCCAUAACAAUUUGACGGUGAAUUUAUGUGCAUGUCAUUUAAAGCUGUAUUGUUCAAGCAAAAAAACUGCAAAUUUAAUUUUUUUUCCAAAUAAAUUACAACAAAAAAAAUUAUGUGGACCUGCGUAUAAAUAUCUUUCGAGUUAAUGGCUGUUGAAGCAUCUUCAUUUCGCGAGGAGUCCCCUUACGGCGUUGGCGUGCAACAUCUUCAGUCAAUUGUGUUAGUAAUGCUUUCUUCGGUAUUUAUAAUGCUGCUAUUUGGUUUUUUAAUAAUUUGAUACUUAACAGAAGAAAGGCGUUGAAAAGUAUUGAGCAAGAGGAAUGUGAUGAUCAAAAACCAACACAAGCCGUGGCUUGAAAGUUCUUUUUGAUUGGCACGUGCGCUUGCUCAAGAAUUUUUAACGCGUUAUUUCUGAUAAAUCUGAAAUUAUUUUAAAAAAACUGAUAGCAGCAAUUUGUAUGUCAAAGAUAACAUUAACAAUAAUAUAACUGACUGAAGAUGUUGAGUGCUAACGCCGUGAAAGUGCGCCACCAGCGAUGCUUAAAUAGCGUAUAAUUUAAAUAAAAGUUCCUUUAAAAUAUGAUAAUUCCUUUAAAAUAAGUAUAACCCCACAAGGGGGUUAAUAUUCAGGGAGUGAAAAUGCAAAUUUUUCUCUUUAAUCAGAAAUCCACAUACCUUCUUACUACUAUCUAAAGGGUGUUUUUUUUGAGAGGUAUACAAAUUUGAAGUGAAAUAAAACUAUAAAAAAAAAUUUAUUGACAUGGUAUUGGUUUUAUUUAAAAGAUAUUGUUAUGCCAUUAGUGCUUAAAAAUGAUUUCGGGCAUAUGAGCGCCACGGAUGGUUUGAAUGUAGCGUAAUCGGGAAGUCCAAUUUUCGACCACUUUUUCAAGCAUCUGGGGCCGUAUCUCGGCAAUAACGCGGCGAAUGUUUGCUUCCAAGUGAUCCAACGUCUGUGGUUUAUCUUUGAAGACAUGUGACUUCACAUAUCCCCAAAGAAAGUAAUCCAGGGGUGUGAGAUCACACGAUCGUGGAGGCCAGUUCACAAGUCCAUUGCGUGAAAUUAUGCGAUUAUGGAAUGUUUCCCGCAAUAAAUUGAUAGUGUCACGCGCUAUGUCGCAUGUUGCACCAUCUUGUUGAAACCAAAGCUCUGCCACAUCAAGUCGGUUCAACUGAGGAACAAAAAAGUCGGCAAUCAUGGCUCUAUAAGGUUCUCCAUUGACUGCAACCUUCUGGUCGUUAUCAUCUUUAAAAAAAUAUGGGCCAAUGAUUCCUCUUGACCAUAAAGCGCACCAAACUGUGACUUUUAAUGGAUGUAAGGGCGUCUCAACAAAAGCUUCUGUAUUUUCUCCACUCCAAAUUCGACAAUUUUGCUUAUUGACGAAGCCGUUCAACCAAAAGCUGAAUACUGUUUUCCGCCCAUUCACCGAACGUACGGCGCGCAUAAUGGUCACGCGGUUUUAACUUCUAAGUUUUAGGAAAUUUUUACUUAUUUGAGAGUACCAAAUCAUAGUAAGUAGGAAAAAGCGGCAAUAGCGUAGUUUCAUUAUUACCUAAUAUUCCAUUUUUACUUAGAAAGAAAGAAGUGUUAGAGCAAGUAAAAACAGCUUAUUGAUGAAUUUCGGUUUUAUUUUGAUCUUUUACUAUAAAAUUUAAAAUUUAAGCCAGAUUCCAAGUUAGGAAAUACGAAAACCUUCUAUUUUCGAAAUUAAGUGUUCGAAAUAUUAUUAAUAAAACCAUUCGUGGAGGUCUACAAAUAAAUUCCAAAUUUGACGGUGAAUCCAUGCGCAUGUCAUUUAAAGCUUCAAGUAUUCAAGCAAAAAACUGUAAAUUAAUUCUUUUUCCAAAUAGGUUACGACUAAAAAAAUGUGGACCUGCAUAUAUCAGAUAUACAGGAUUUGUCAGUUAACCACCUUUAGGAAUUCAAAUAUCUUUCGAGUUAAUCAGUUGAAACAUCUUGAUUUCGCGAGGUGCGCGCCUCCUCAUGUCGAUGGCGUGCAACAUCUUCAGUCAAUUGUGUUAUUAGUGAUAUCUUCGAUAUUCAUAUUGCUCCUAUUUUUUAAUAAUUUGAUACUUAACAUAAGAAACGUUUACGUUUUGAGUUGUUGAACAAGAGCACACUCCUCUUGAUAACCAAAACUUCAAGCCAUGAAACUCAUUUGGUUUUAACGGUAGUUUAUUAAAAAAAAGUGUUUAAAGCCCCCGAUCGGUUGUCAGCAAGUCAAAAUGGCAACGCAGCAUACAUCGGUUGCACUUACAAAAAAUCAACUUAAAUCCUAUGGUUAAAGUUACAGGCAUUUAAAUUUUUUUGCAACUAACAUAUGCUGCGUCCUCAAUUUUAGUUGCUGACCGAUCGGACGCUAGCUUCACACACAUUUUUAUAAACCAAUUGUCACACACGACUUUUCAACGAAGUUACGAGUAUUAAAAAAAAACUAAUAGCAGCAAUUUGUAUAUGAGAGAUAACAUUAACAACACAACUGACUGAAGAUGUUCCGUGCUAACAUCGUGAGGGUCCGCCACCAGCGAUGCUUCAAUAGCCUAUAAUUUAGAUAAAAAUUACUUUAAAAUAUUACUUGACUAUUCCAGACUUUGAAUUUGAACGCUUAGGGGAAAGUUUAACUUCACAAGGAAGUUGCUGUUCAGGGAAUGAAAAUGCCAAUUGCCCUUUUUAAUCAGAAAUCCACAAACACCUUCUUAUUGUUACUUACUAUGAUGGACCUGCGUAUAUCAGAUAUACAGGAUAACCAGUUAACCGCUUUUAGUAAUUAAAAUUUGCUUCAAAUUAAACACUGUUGAAGCUUUCUUUAUUUUGAUUUCUUGAGGCGCGAGCUCCCUCACGACGUUGGCGUGCAACGUCUUUAGUCAGUUGUAUUGUUUAUGGUAUCUUCGACAUUUAUAUUGCUUGGAAAAGUCUCGAGCAAGAAGAGUGUGAUAAUCAAAAAUUAAUUCGUGACAAGCCGUGAAACUUGACUGGUUUUGAAGGUCUUCUAAAAAAUAAAGAAUGCAUCAUAUGUUGAUUUCCAACGACUUUUUAAUAUAUGCGUCCUUGACACUCACAAAAAAUUGAAUUAACAUCUUAAGGAAAGUUUUAGAAGUGAGGGCCAUUUUAAUUUUUUCACAAGUAACAUAUGUUGCAUUCUCAAUUUUAGUUGCGGAUUGCUAGAUUGACACACAGUUUUCAUAAAGCUUUAACUUUGACGGCUUGGAAGUGCUUUUUGAUUGUCACAUGCGACUUUUCCACAAGUUUUUUCUGGUAAAUCUAAAUAUAUUUAAAAAACUAAUAGCAGCAAUUUGCAUGUUAAAGGUAAGAUGAAGAACACAACGGACUGAAGAUGUUGCGCGAUAACGCCGUGAAGAUGCGCCGAAUUUAGAUAAAAAUUCCUUUAAAAUAUGAUUUGACCAUUCGCGACUUCCUAUUUUAAGUUUUUACCCCAUAAUUGGAUUGAUAUUGGGAGUGAAAAUGCAAAGUUCCCUCUUUAUUCAGAAAUCCACACAGCUUCUCAAUACUUGUUAAAAAUAAUAAAUAUACACAUUUUAAUGAAAAUGUAAUUGAAAUUUAAUUUCUAUGAAAAUUUAGGAAAUUUUGACGUAAUUGAAAGACGCUAAGACAUUAAAAAGUAAGUUGGAAAAAGUGAGAAAGGUGUAGUUUUCUUAAAGGUGAUUAAAACAAAAACGACAGAAAUCAGCCGUUAAUGUAGACGUUUCGAUCAUUUAUUUGAUUAAUAAGAAACUUUCACAGAAUCGGGUUAUCAUUACAGCCGAAUGGCUGAAAAUUACAAAAUUAAGAAAAGCCUUAAAAAUUCAACAAACAAUCCCAAAAUUGAAUAUUACAACUACUUUUAUUAUUGCAAUAAAAAUAUAUCAUUACCGAAAAAAUCAUGCAUACCCAUUGCUUUAGAUUGAUGGCUUAAGAUUUUGAAAAAUAUUCUUGCAAUUUGAUUUAAAACAGUUUUCUUGAAUAAUUUUCUGUAAAACUAUUUGUAAAUGACUAAAUUAAGAUUGAAACAAACAACAGCUAUUUCUCUACGACGAAAUCCUCCACAAAAUGCCAUAAUUGCGGAAAUUUGCACAGAAAAUGGUGCUGAGAACGUUAAACACUGUAUGACUUGAAUUGUGGAUUAUUUUUUUAAUUUAUAAAUAUGUUCAAUUUGUUUUUGCUUACUGGAGAGAUGUUAAAAUUUGAAAGUAAUUGUAUACAAAUAAAUGACCUUAUUUUAUGUAUAAUCUGAUUUAAUACAAUGCUUUAAUAGAUAUGAAGAAAAAUUUUUGAAAAAAUUCAUGAACCCGUACAUCAUGAGUCAUUAUAAAAAGCCAGUGCAUCGCCCUAUUCAUAUAAAAAAAAAGUAAUUUUGUACUUAUUUUUCCCUGUACAAAGAAAAAAGAAACACAGCGCCAGUGCAGUGUGCCCAAACUCAGGAUUUAGCUGCUAUUUUUACGAACUGUGAGAUAUUUUUACUAGCUAACUGCGGUCCUCAAAGGUAGCGAUCGCCCUGUACAUUAAUAAAAUUUAAUAUAGUUGUAUGGUCGUAAGUCUUAAAUAAAAUUGACGGGAACCAGUAGGGUAUCAUAAAUAGCUUUCCGCGAUGAAUAAACAUUCGUUUGAUUGAUGAUACGAUCGUUGUUCAAUAAGAAGCAAAAGAUCUAUAGGAACUAAAUGUUGUAAUACUGUAUUAAUGUUUUUUAAUUAUGUUUGAGAGAAUUAAGUCUUUUACGCCAUUACAAUGAAAAUAUCAUCAACAAAAGAUUGUCGAUGCACUUUGCACCAUAUUGGUUCUAAUUUUUGGCUGUAUGAAGGUUAAAAUACAAAGGCCUUAUUGUCGCUUUUAAGGUGAAAAAUUUACGUGAUCCGCGUUUUUUACUUCUUCGCCUGCAAGAAGUGAUUUCAUUUUGAAAAUAGUUCUGCUAUACUUAAAAGUUUUUGAUUGUUUUUAAUUUGCAGCUAAAGUUAGGCAGCUAUUUCUAUCUUAAGUUUUUUUUUGCCAUAGAGCAUACAUCUGAAGAGUGAGCUUUUUCAAAUUGAAGCUCCUUGCAGGAUUUCUUAGGCCAGUACUUACACAAUAUAUAUAACUAAUUCACCAAAGAGUACCUAAGUCAGCACUGUUUCAUCCGAAUUUAUUUAGAUUGUAAGCAAUUGAUACAAUAACAUAAUCUGAUUAAUCGUGGAAAAACCAGGUAAGUUUUUCAAAUGCGCUUCAAUAAGUGUCCUGUAUUUUGCUAAUAGUUAUUAAAUGUAUGUUCUUGCUGACACUUAAUUAAUUUUUUUUAUUGUUUUUGUUUUUGGCAGCGUAAAAGACCAAAUUAUUCGGUAAGAAGUUUGAAAAAUUUAAUUUUGUGUCGGCGUGUAAAAAUGACGAGGAUGUUCCGUAACUAAAUGUUAUGUUGGGUUAAUGUUUCCUUCUGGUAAUUUGAUUAAGUUAUAGUUUUUUUUAAUUAUUAUUUGUAAUAAUGUUUGUUUUUCGUGGCGUUAGCGCGCAGGCAUCCUCUGUUGUUAAAGUUUUCUUAAUUCCUAAGCCACAGUUUUUUUUAAUGUAAUUGUUGGGUGAUUUAUGAUGUUUUAUUUCGAGAAUUUAGAAUACAAUUAUGAUUACGAUACCUUAUAAACAUAUUGAGCAUGUACUUGAUUGAAUUGUACCUUUUAUUUUCUAUUGUUAUUAAACCAAAGUUAUUAGACCAA